CCCCGCCCCACCGCCGCCAUGUUGCGGCCGUUGCUGCCCGGCGCUGGGUGAGGCCUGUGCGGGCCCCGGAGCAGCUGCCUGCGCUGAUGGACCCCUUUUCAAAUACAAUGUUAAUCAUGGACCUCCAGCUGAGAAACUGCUUGGCAAAGCUUUCAUCAUGGGCGACAUGAAAACCCCGGACUUCGAUGACCUUUUGGCUGCUUUUGACAUCCCAGACCCAACUAGCCUUGAUGCCAAGGAGACCAUACAGACAACUGCUGAAGAGAAUGAAAAUCACUUAAAGCCAUCAGGAAUUUGUAUAGAUGAAAAUGUGUCCUUGUCCCACUCAGUGCCGGCGCCUGAUACCCCUGUUGUGAGUGUUAUUGUGAAGAACACAAGUCGUCAGGAGUCCUUUGAAGCAGAGAAGGAGGGGAAUCACCUUGGAGCUGGCCUGUUACACAAUGGGUUUCGUGGGUCUGAUCUGCCAUCAGAGGCGCAUAACUUAGUGCACAGUUAUGGGAAAUUUGAUUCUGCUUUUAUUAAUGGUGAUAGUUCGAAAAACUAUUCUGAAAAACUGGACCAAUCAAAGUCAGAACCUUUACCCACAUUCAGUCAGUUCAGCCCUAUCUCCAGCCCUGAACCGGAGGAUGCUUUCAAAGAGAACAGUAUUGAUGAUAAACCAAAACAUGCCCAAACUCCAUAUUUCCCACCAACUCCAAUGUAUAUUCCAACUGCGGCUUCAGUUCUAGAUUCACUUAGGAAAUUACCAGAGCCAGAAUUGAGUAUGUUUGAUCAAUAUUGUAAAAAAGAACAAAAGAUGGAGAUUCAUAGCCUGCAAGAAAAUAGGCUGGAAUUGAGCAGAAAAGAACAAGACAGAGUAGCAGAGAAAUUUGUAGAAUCCAGCAAAGAUCUAGUGGAUACCAACAACUUCCUUGGAGAAGGCUUGGCAUUUGGAAGCUUCCACAACAAUAACUUGAAGGAAAGCCGAGGGUCUAUGCCCGAGGUGAACUUUUCUUCAUCAAUCCCACCUCGCCAACGUCUAAAGCCAGCUCACUCAAAAUUGUCAUCUUGUGUUGCUGCAUUAGUAGCUCUUCAGGCCAAAAAAGUUGCAUGUAUUCCAAAAGAAGAUCAAACAAGUCUUAUAAAAGAAUCUUCUGGCCAUUUUAAAGAUGGGAUGAAAGGAAGCCCCAAAAUGCCUAAGUCACCAAAGAGCCCAAGGAGCCCCCUAGAGGUGGUAAAAAAGGCCAACAAGCAGCCUGAGAGUCCUCGGAGUGUGUGCAGUGAUAGUAGUGGAAAAGGCUCUCCCUCCAUGGCAGCUAGCUCUCCGCCAGCUAUUCCCAAAGUUAGAAUAAAAACUAUUAAGAUGUCCUCUGGUGAAAUUAAAAGAACUGUAACUAGAAUCUUGCCAGAAGCUGAAGAGUUGGGCAAAUCCCCUGAGGAGUCAUGUGCAGAAGGUUCUGCCACAGAAGAGAUUACUAAGUCCUUCCAUUCACCUGAUACUAAUGCAGUCACAGAAAAUGAGGCAAGCAAGGGUUCCACCAAAAAUGCAGCAGCCACAGGUGUUCAAGUGUCAAAUGUUGUGAGCCCCUAUAUAGAUGAUGUGAAAACAGAGACUACUGACAACGGCACACCCAAUGUGUCUUUGUCUCCCCUGCCAAACUGUGGCAGUGAUGCCAUAAAAAUAGAUAAUGUGGGUCAGCAACCCAACAAGAGGCAGCAACAGGGUACUGUGACACAGCCAUCUAACCCCACCACUUCCAGCCUCCUUCCCAAAGCCGUACAUCUAGCAAAUCUUAAUUUAGUUCCACACAGUGUUGCUGCUUCUGUCACAGCAAAAUCCUCUGUGCAAAGGCGAAGUCAGCCUCAGCUAACUCAAAUGUCAGUGCCACUGGUGCAUCAAGUAAAGAAAGCUGCUCCUGUAAUUGUGGAGGAAUUUAAUAAAGUACUAAACAGUAACAAUCUUGUGCCAGUGUAUUCUCCAAACCUCAGCCCACCACCUGACAGCAAUAUUCAGUUGCCUGCAUCUGGGUAUUGUUGCCUGGAAUGUGGGGAUUCAUUUGCCUUAGAAAAAAGCCUAACUCAACACUAUAGUAGACGAAGUGUCCACAUUGAAGUCAUGUGUACUCAGUGUUCAACUCUGCUGCUGUUCUUUAACAAGUGUAGUUUGCUUAAACAUGCAAGAGAGCACAAGAGCAAAGGAUUGAUUAUGCAAUGUUCUCAGCUGUUAAUGAAACCAAUUUCCUUAGAUGAAAUGUUUUCACCACCUCCUACAAACUCUUCAGUGUCUGUGGCCCCUCAGACUUUGCAUUUCCCAUCUCCUUCAUGUAAACCAAGUGCUACGUCAGGGAGUGGGACAGGAACCUCUAUCAACACUCACCCAGCCAUGCCUCUGUAUGCAGACCCAUUGAGACUAAUCCGUCAUGGACUGAAGUGUCUUGAAUGUAACAAGCAGGCGCAGGAUUACGUUGCUCUAGCAGCACACUUCCAGAGAACUUCAGAAGAUAAUGAGGGACUGACUUGUCAAGUGUGCCAGAUCAUGCUUCCUAACCAGUGCUGCUACUGUGCUCAUCAAAGAAUCCAUACUCACAAGUCCCCUUACUGCUGCCCAGAGUGCGGGAUACUGUGCCGAUCAGCCCAUUUCCAAACCCAUGUCAAGGAGAAUUGCCUGCAUUACUCUCGCAAAGUUGGAUACAGGUGUAUCCACUGUGGAGUUGUCUUUAUGUCGCUAGCAAUGCUGAAAGCGCACAUUCACGAGAAACACUGCGAAGUCUUCCACAAAUGUUCUUUUUGUCCAAUGGCCUUCAAAUCUGCAGACAGUACCACUGCCCAUAUUACUCGCCAGCACCCAGAAGAGCCUCACAAGACUACUCAGGUUAUCUACAAAUGUUCUUGUGAGACUGUCUUUAACAAGAAGAAGCUGCUCCAGGAGCACUUCCAACAGAAUGCCAACAAGCUGUUGGUGGGAGUAUUUAAGUGUCCGCAGUGUCAAUUAGUGUAUAUGCAGAAACAGCAAUUAAUGCAGCAUGUCAAGGCUGUUCAUGGGGUCCCCCCAUAUCCUGAGGAUGUCUCUAACCUUCGACCGAAGCCUCAGACAACAUCCAGCAGUCAAGUUCUGACACCACCAAAGGAGUUGUCAGUAGCCAAUGGUACUUCCCAUACCGCUUUGCCAAGGAAGGACACAAGAGUGGAACACAACUCAGAAUCAAAACCCAUCUUAAAAAGUGUUGGUUGGACUUGUAGGGAGUGUUCACAAUGGAACCCUGAUCGGGAAAACUAUGUGUCUCAUAUGAAGAAAAUCCAUGGAAAGUCUGUGAAGAGGUAUCCCUGUCGGCAGUGUGAGCAUUCGUUCAACGACUUCAGCAGUCUGGGCAGACACAUUCGCAAUAAUCAUGACACAGGAAAGAAAGUUUAUACAUGCUGGUUCUGCACAGACGAAAGUCAAACAUUUUCUCAGCCUUCCAUGCUGGAGAAUCACAUCAGCCUCAUGCAUGGCAUCAAAAACCCGGACCUGUCCCAGAUGUCCAAAGCAAAAGCUCUGGAGUGUGACUCAACAAAAGCAAAAUCUCCAAAAAGAGUGUCUGCAGAUGCUCCGGGACAGAUGGCAACCACUGAAGCUCCACCAGCCAAAAAAUUGAAGACACAUUGGAAAUGUGCUAAAUGUGGAUUUGCAACAGAUAUCAGUACUGAAUUUCAGGAACACAUACCUCAGCACAAGGCAGACAACUCCACUUCUCAAUGCUUGCUCUGUGGCUUGUGUUAUACAUCUCACAUCUCUCUGAACAGACACCUCUUUAUUGUUCAUAAAGUAAAAGAUCCAGUAGAGGAAGAGGAGGAAGAGGAAAGGGAAAAGUUACAAACAGAUACAAAUGAGAAUGGACAUGAAGAGUAUAACAGAGACGCGAACACUACAGUGGAGGAAGAAAAUAGUUUGAAAUGCAAAAUGUGCAAGAGUGACUCAGUGCUUUGUGCACACAGUCAAAGGUUUGGCCUGGAGGAUUCCAGUAGCAGCUCUCAGAACAAUCAUUCAAAUGCUACUAAGAUUUAAGAAAAGAACAUUUUUUACUCAAAAUACUGGGUGGGAGUGGGGCAGAUCUUUGAAAUAUCCUGUUUAUUUCUUGAGCUGGACUGUGCUUUCCAUUAACUUUUAAUUUGUAAGGGAAAUAAAAACUGCUUCCACCUCCAUAGCGCUGAAUCUCUGCCAGAUCAGAAGUGAAAAGAGAAAGCAAGACAAGAUACCCCACUGGAACUUGUCUAACUCCUAAGGAUGCAGGAGCACUUUCUGAAGCUGCAGUUUUCUUUCUGAAAAUGAGCUCUCUUCCUUUGAGUGUGUACUGCCUCUGCCUGGAGCCCCAACCUCACCUCCUUUCUUUUAGUUUUCUUCUGGUAUUUAUGGCUUAAAUUCAUCUUCUAACUUUCCACUUUAUUAUUCAAAUCCAUAAGACUUUGGGUCAACCAGAUACUUGUCAGGAGAGUACGAACCUGUUAAAUCCUUUUCCAUCAUGCAGCAGGUGCAAACGAUGACUUUUGUGUAGGCUACACAGUGCUGUUUCAUUGCCCUAGAACAGGGGCGGGCAAACUUUUUGGCCCGAGAGCCACAUCUGGGUAU
Messenger RNA from Gopherus evgoodei (Goodes thornscrub tortoise), 4585 nucleotides. It is a transcript of the gene ZNF592, whose product is annotated as zinc finger protein 592. Bases 158 to 4024 code for a protein of 1288 amino acids. Lineage: Eukaryota; Metazoa; Chordata; Testudines; Testudinidae. The transcript is spliced from 10 exons. The record is from RefSeq and is a predicted model, not a curated record.